This is a messenger RNA of Fusarium mangiferae, 1794 nucleotides long. RefSeq lists its product as uncharacterized. NCBI's taxonomy places the organism in Eukaryota, Fungi, Ascomycota, Sordariomycetes, Hypocreales, Nectriaceae. Gene Ontology annotation, molecular function: acyl-CoA oxidase activity; fatty acid binding; FAD binding. The record is from RefSeq and is a predicted model, not a curated record. Bases 1 to 1794 code for a protein of 597 amino acids. Gene Ontology annotation, cellular component: peroxisome. The transcript has 7 exons. Gene Ontology annotation, biological process: lipid homeostasis; fatty acid beta-oxidation using acyl-CoA oxidase.
AUGGCGACCGUUCAUGAGAUGCCACCUUCAGCGCCACUUGUCACUCUUAAAGAACAAAUUGAACUUGGCCUGGCCACAGCAGAGGGUCAUCAGACCUGGACAUCUGAAUUCCAAAAGCCCAACUUGGCCCAAGUAUCAUCGUCGACCGCUCCAUUGGCAAGUCUGCCUAUAUUUGAGCCCAGGAAAACGACUAGCCGUAAGGAGGCCUUCGAGCUUUCCUACAUAAGGGCAAAAGCCCUCAAUACACAUUAUGGACUCACAAUUGAUGACAUUGUGAAUCUCUCACCCAAAUUCUUUGAUAUGCAUAGAGAUGACAUAAUUAUUCGAGAUAUCGGUGCUCAUGCGCUGCUGUCAAUACAACACAACUUAGUAGCGGGUACCCUGGCACCAUUCGCCAAAGAGUCAAGAAAGAUCCAGGGACUGCUAGACGACGUGUUAACAUUCAAAAUCUCAGCGGGCUUUAUGCUAACGGAGAUCGGACACGGUCUCGAUGCCAAGAACUUGGAGACAGAGGUUAGACUGCAGUCUGAUGGCACCUUUAUUCUCCACACACCCAGGCUCGAGGCUUCUAAAUUCGUUCCCCCUUCUAUGCCCGUAGCUGGUAUUCCACGCAUUGCCGUGGUCAUGGCAAAACUCAUGGUGCGCGGCGAAGACUUUGGUCUUCGCCCUGUCGUGGUCGCCCUCAGUGACGGAAAACAAAUGUGCAAGGGAGUAACAUCUCGUCUUUUGCCUUAUAUGAGUGGAAUUCAAGCCCCGUACGCUAUCACUUCUUUCAACAACGUGGCCUUAUCUAGCACCGCCGUUCUCGGAAACCUUGAAAAGCCUAGAAGUAUGCGAGACAACUUCUUCCACCAAAUCGCUCGGAUUGCUCCAGGUACACUGGCAAUGAGUAUGAUAAUGAUCCCUGCACUCAAGAUCGUGACCUACGUCACCGGCAAAUACAGUCUACGCCGUACUGUCGGCGUCGCCAACAAAGAAAGAAUACCUAUUUUUUGCUUCCGCACACAACAGAUGCCGAUAUUGCAUGCACUGGCCCAGCUUGCAGUAAUGACGCCUUUUGCCAACAAGUGCAUUGAGUGGUUUAAGGACACUUCCUUUGAGCCUCAAGUACGCCAUGGAUUCGCUGUCAUCCUCAAAGCAGUCUUUAUCCAAAUGGCGCAGCGGAGUAUUCCCGAGAUGGUGGAACGAUGCGGCGCCCAAGGCCUUUUUCAACACAACCAGAUUUGUGAUGCAGACAAUAUGAUACGUGCCUGUGCCAUAUCAGAGGGAGAUGCAUUGGUUGUCAGUAUUCGCCUUGCUGUUGAGCUUUGUCUAGGCAAGUAUGAGAUGCCCUCUGCAACGAAGACAGACUGUCUGUUGGCCAAAUACGAAGCUGGCCUGGCACAAGAAGCCUGGGACAUCGUUAGCUCCAUUCCGGCCGAGCACCAUAGCCAGGAGUUCAACCGACUCUUCAUCCCCCAAUGCAAGCCACUAGUACUGGGUAUUGGUCAUAGAAUGGUCUAUGAGACUGCUCUGGCUGCUGGCGUGGAUUCUGACCUCCUUGCUCUUUACGAGGCUGGUGCUGUCAAGGAGAAUCUGGAUUGGUACACUGAGAAGGGUCUCCUCACGAGGCAAAGCUUCCGUGAGAUGGAGAAUAGGGCUCUCGAUUCUAUUGAGCCUCGUCUGGAUGAGCUCUUGAAUGAGUUAAAGAUGGAGUCAUAUGUCACGGCGCCGAUUACCGAGCAGGGCCUAUUUGAUGACUUUGUGCAAGGAUUGCCCACGUUUACCGGUGCAACAGAGUACUCUGUCCUUUGA